GCUGCCCGAGCUGUGGCAACGCCCACGGCGAAGCCGGUGGCAACGCCUGUGGCAGCUGCGCCGGUGGCUAUGCGACACCGGGUCGUCAUCAACCAGCUGCCUCAGAAGUUCAUGCCCCACCCUUGCACGGCCAGCAGUGAGCAGGCUGUGCUUCGGGCCCAUGUGUCGGGCAAUAGCAUCAACUCGGUGCAUGUCAAUCGUGCGGGGCUGCAACCUCCCAGUGGUCAACCUGCGGUGAUUGUGCGACACCUGCCAGCGGCCCGAGUUCUAGCGCCGGCAUCAGGCUACAGUCACUCCGGAGCGUGGACGACCCUGCAGCGGCCGCUUUUGCAAACAGCAUCGGCCUCGUUUAGCGCUCCGACUCGCGUGCUGCAUCGCCUUACAAGCCCGGCCAAAUCCAUUGCGCUGCGGAGAAGCGCUCGGUGA
Messenger RNA from Symbiodinium necroappetens, 426 nucleotides. The record is from the annotation of a GenBank genome assembly. NCBI's taxonomy places the organism in Eukaryota, Dinophyceae, Suessiales, Symbiodiniaceae.